AUGGCUUCCAUUACUCUGUUCUUGCUGUUUGCACUGCUAUUUGCAAACACAGUUACAAAUCAACAAAACCAUUCCACCUUCAUAAGUUUGGGCUCAUCGAUCUCCCCAAAAAACUCUACUUCGUGGGUGUCGCCCUCUGGUCUCUUUACCUUCGGCUUUUAUCCACAAGGUAACGGCUUUGCCGUUGAGAUAUGGCUUAAGGGUGAACCUCAAAACACCACCGUUUGGACGGCUAAGCGUGACGAUCCACCCGUGUCCUCUGAUUCUAUCGUCUACUUAACCGUAGACGGUCUGAUGCUGCUUCGAAGAAAGGAAGACAAUGAAUUACUCACUGACAAUGUGUCAAUGCCGCCUGUAGCUUCAGCAUGUAUGCUUGAUUCUGGGAAUUUUGUGCUUUACAAUGAAAGUCAUAGUGUUAUCUGGCAAAGCUUUGACUUCACCACUCACACCUUAUUAGGAGGUCAGAAUUUUUCUUAUUAUGAUACACUGAUCUCUGCCUUGUCCAAUUCAGAUCACUCAAGUGGAUAUUUUGCUCUCUGUAUGGAUUAUGACGGAAAUCUUACUGCUUACCCAAUGUCAUAUGAAUCGAAUGUUUACUGGAGCACAAAUGCUCUCUUGAAAUAUGGGAUUUCAACCAUACCCAAGUUUUAUGUUGUGGCCAAUAGCACCUCCUAUGUUGCAAAGAAUGCAACCUUAGUCUACCGAGCAACACUCCAUGUGGAUGGGAAUUUUAGAUUUUAUUGCUCAAAAAAUGGCACCAAAUCUGUUUGUCAAUGUUAUCCUGGAUUCGUACAGUUCAAAAGUGAUAAUAACAUGUUCCUGGAAUGCAAACGGACGAGGAAUGAAACCAAUGAUGAUCUAAUGUUGCUCUACGAUGUUAUUACUUUGCCCGACAUGAACUGGAGCACUCCUCCUUAUUUGGCUAUGCCAUUGAACUUGAAAGCUUGUGAAAAGUCUUGCAAGGAAGACUGGGAUUGUCGGGCAGCAUUUUAUACAAGUGGAAGUUGCAAGAAAUAUAAGCUUCCUCUUAGAUUUGGAAGAAUUGUUCACAAUGAAUCAGGCAUUGCCAUCUUGAAGUUGCCUAUAGGAACUAAAGCCCCUCCAAACAUCACCACCCCAUCUGGAGGGAAAUCGAUCCUUGUUGAUGACAAAAAAAGUUUGAUUUUGACUCUCAUCCUAACUUUGGGUUCAAUUUCAUUUGUCUGCUUUGUCGCUGCAUUAUCUAUUUUCUUCAUCUACAAGCAUCAAGUCUCUUUGUACACAAAGUUGUCUACAAAUGAGAAUCUAGGAUUCACUGAGGAUUAUAGUUUGCGAACAUUUUCAUUUGAUGAAUUGGUGAACUCAACAGGAAACUUUAAAGAAGAGGUUGGCAAAGGAUCUUUUGAAACAGUUUAUAGAGGUACAAUACAUGGGAGUAACAAAAGGGUUGCUGUGAAGAAGCUAGAUGUCCUUGAUGAAGGAAAUUUGGUUCAACUCCUUGGCUAUUGCAUUGAUGGUUCCAGAAAGCUUCUUGUUUAUGAAUAUAUGAGCAAUGGGUCACUAGCAGAUUUCCUGUUCAAGGCCGAGAUGCACCUAUCAUGGAGAGAAAGAGUCAAAAUCGCAUUCGAUGUAGCAAGAGGAGUUUUGUAUCUACAUGAAGAGUGUGAAGUUUGUAUUGUCCAUUGCAAUAUCAAACCUCAAAACAUACUCAUGGAUGAAAUGUGGACAGCAAAAGUAUCUGAUUUUGGACUUGCAAGGCUAUCAAUUCCAGAACAUUCAAGAACUACAUCUGCAAAUGAAUCAACAAGUGGCUAUGUGGCACCUGAAGGACAAAAAGAUGCAUUAGCAUCUGUAAAAGUUGAUGUCUAUAGUUAUGGUGUGGUGCUAUUGGAGAUUAUAUGUUGUAGAAGAAAUAUAGACGUUAAGGUCUCCUCAGAAGAGGAAAUUAUGCUUUCAACUUGGGUGUACAAUUGCUUUGUGAGAGGAGAAUUGAAUAAAUUAGCAGUAGAUGAUGAAGAUGUAGAAUGGAAGACAAUGGAAAGAAUGGUGAAGGUGGGGUUAUGGUGCAUCCAGGAAAAUUUAUCUUUACGUCCGUCAAUGAAGAAUGUGAUAUUGAUGUUGGAAGGGUUAAAAGAUAUUCCAACUCCUCCAUGUCUAGCUCCUCUUGUUGGAUAAUUUGCAAGAUCAUGGAUCUUGGUGUGCAAAUAUCCAUCCUAAUAAUGGUGCUGUCACAUUCAAGGUUUUAUAUUUACCUUUCUAUCUUAGGCCUAUAUGUUGCUAAGGCAAGUUUAUUUAUCUUAAUGUCAUGUUUUCACAAUAGCACGCUAGUUUCCAAAUGCGUUGCAUUGCAGUUUAUUUAUGAUAUAAAUA
Messenger RNA from Prosopis cineraria, 2349 nucleotides. Its product is annotated as G-type lectin S-receptor-like serine/threonine-protein kinase LECRK1. Gene Ontology annotation, biological process: protein phosphorylation. The record is from RefSeq and is a predicted model, not a curated record. The transcript is spliced from 4 exons. Gene Ontology annotation, molecular function: ATP binding; protein serine/threonine kinase activity. The coding region runs from base 1 to 2154 and encodes 717 amino acids. NCBI's taxonomy places the organism in Eukaryota, Viridiplantae, Streptophyta, Magnoliopsida, Fabales, Fabaceae.